AUGGAGGCGGUUUUGCAGACCAAAGGCCUUCUCUCCCUGCCCAAAAACCCUAGAGCCAGAGUCCUCAACCCAUCUCAGGGCUUAAAGCAGCGAGCUUUGUCCUUAAAACCGAAAAUCCUUCCUGGGUUCUCCGUCUCCUCCAACGGAUUCCGCAAAUUCAAUGGCUUCGUCUCCAACUCCAGCGGGAAGGUCUUUCUCAAGAAUCGGACCUUUCACAUUUGCCGGGCCGAGGCGGCGGCCUCGGCUGAUGGGCAGCCCCUGUUAGGCGAGCAGGAGAAGCCAAAGUUCUUCGGGAUCGAGCCGGUCACCUUCAAGAAGAUCAUACCGCUGGGUCUCAUGUUCUUUUGCAUUCUGUUCAAUUACACGAUCCUCAGGGACACAAAGGAUGUCCUGGUCGUGACGGCUAAAGGGAGCAGCGCGGAGAUUAUACCCUUCCUCAAGACUUGGGUUAACCUCCCCAUGGCGGUGGGGUUCAUGCUUCUGUACACGAAACUUGCCGGGGUUCUGUCAAAGGAAGCUCUCUUCUACUCCGUGAUUGUUCCCUUCAUUGCCUUCUUCGGGGCUUUCGGGUUUGUUCUGUAUCCACUUAGCAAUUAUAUCCAUCCCGAUGCGCUUGCCGAUAAGCUCCUCAACUUUCUCGGACCGAGGUUCCUCGGACCCCUCGCUAUCAUGAGGAUCUGGAGCUUCUGCUUGUUCUAUGUCAUGGCUGAGUUGUGGGGCAGUGUUGUGAUUUCUGUCCUGUUCUGGGGUUUUGCCAAUCAGAUAACUACCAUAGAGGAAGCGAAAAGGUUCUACCCUCUGUUUGGGCUUGGAGCCAAUGUUGCUCUCGUGUUCUCGGGCCGAACAGUAAAAUAUUUCUCCAAUCUGAGACAAUCCCUGGGCCCCGGUGUUGAUGGUUGGGCUGUAUCCCUAAAGGCGAUGAUGAGCAUCGUGGUGGUGAUGGGGCUUGCCAUCUGUGGCCUCUACUGGUGGGUGAAUACAUUCGUUCCUCUUCCCACUAGAAGCAAGAAGAAGAAGGAGAAGCCGAAGAUGGGAACAAUGGAGAGCUUGAAAUUCUUGGUAUCUCAAAGAUAUAUUAGGGACCUUGCAACAUUGGUGGUCGCCUAUGGAAUCAGCAUCAACCUUGUCGAAGUCACAUGGAAAUCAAAACUGAAAGCUCAGUUCCCAAGUCCAAAUGAGUACUCUUCGUUCAUGGGUGACUUCUCAACCGCUACCGGAAUAAUGACCUUCACGAUGAUGCUUCUGAGUCAAUUCAUAUUUGACAAGUACGGGUGGGGAGUUGCGGCGAAGAUCACACCUACUGUGCUACUUCUAACAGGAGUUGGGUUCUUCUCUCUUAUACUGUUUGGGGACCCAUUUGCUCCUUCCCUGGCAAAGUUCGGGAUGACUCCCCUUCUUGCAGCAGUCUACGUGGGUGCAAUGCAGAAUAUCUUCAGCAAGAGUGCCAAGUACAGCUUGUUCGACCCCUGCAAGGAAAUGGCAUAUAUACCCCUCGACGAAGACACCAAGGUUAAAGGCAAAGCGGCCAUAGAUGUUGUGUGCAACCCAUUAGGAAAGUCUGGUGGUGCACUAAUCCAGCAGUUCAUGAUCCUAACAUUCGGUUCACUUGCAAACUCAACUCCCUACUUGGGCGGCAUCCUAUUGGUGAUCGUCCUUGCAUGGUUGGGUGCUGCUAGGUCUCUUGAGACUCAAUUCAAUGCUUUGCGCCGUGAAGAAGAGCUCGAGAAGGAGAUGGAGAGAUCGGCUGUAAAGAUUCCGGUCGUGCCCGAGAAUGAGGGUGCUAAUGGGUCCCUCCCCAGCAGUUCACCAGUGAAUCCUAUCUCCGGCGACUCCUCUUCUUCAAGUAGUUCAUCGGAACCAUCAACUCCCCGAAACUGAGUCGAGUAUUGUCUAUCAGUUGGCAACCAUGGAGAAGAAUAAAGGAUGGACGUUUUGUAUCUUCUUGUAGAAAUAAUAGAAACUAAAGCUGGUUGCAGACAGAUUGUCUGUGAAGUCUUGAUCUUUUACUGUUGACGAUAUAUAUUAGAUGAAGAUGUUGUACCAUACAGAUGAUGGCAUGUAUGAUGUAAAAUUUAGUUGCAUGGACGUGGAAGCCAGUGUCAGUGCGAAGAAGACUUCCCAUUUCGGUCAUUGUUAUUUCAAAUUCUUGUAGACAGUCUCUACACAGGUAUGGUAUAGUAUGUGAAAAGAAAGGUUUCAUUUCGA
This is a messenger RNA of Punica granatum (pomegranate), 2205 nucleotides long. NCBI's taxonomy places the organism in Eukaryota, Viridiplantae, Streptophyta, Magnoliopsida, Myrtales, Lythraceae. The record is from RefSeq and is a predicted model, not a curated record.